Sus scrofa (pig) is the source of this 841-nucleotide messenger RNA. It is a transcript of the gene KLK1, whose product is annotated as kallikrein 1. The record is from RefSeq and is marked provisional. NCBI's taxonomy places the organism in Eukaryota, Metazoa, Chordata, Mammalia, Artiodactyla, Suidae. Gene Ontology annotation, biological process: regulation of systemic arterial blood pressure; zymogen activation. Gene Ontology annotation, cellular component: secretory granule. Gene Ontology annotation, molecular function: serine-type endopeptidase activity.
AUGUGGUUCCUGGUUCUGCGCCUUGCCCUGUCCCUGGCAGGAACUGGAGCUGCGCCCCCCAUCCAGUCUCGGAUCAUAGGAGGCAGGGAGUGUGAGAAAGAUUCUCACCCCUGGCAGGUGGCUAUCUACCAUUACAGCUCCUUCCAGUGUGGGGGCGUCCUGGUGGACCCCAAGUGGGUGCUCACAGCAGCUCACUGCAAGAACGAUAAUUAUCAGGUCUGGCUGGGUCGCCACAACCUGUUCGAGAACGAAGACACAGCCCAGUUUUUCGGGGUCACUGCGGACUUCCCGCACCCCGGUUUCAACCUGAGCCUCCUGAAGAACCACACCAAGGCCGACGGGAAGGACUACAGCCACGACCUCAUGCUGCUCCGCCUGCAGAGCCCCGCCAAGAUCACAGACGCUGUGAAGGUCCUGGAGCUGCCCACCCAGGAACCCGAACUGGGCAGCACCUGCCAAGCCUCCGGCUGGGGCAGCAUCGAGCCAGGACCAGACGACUUCGAAUUCCCCGACGAAAUCCAGUGUGUGGAGCUCACUCUCCUGCAGAAUACGUUUUGUGCCGAUGCCCAUCCUGACAAGGUGACGGAGUCCAUGCUGUGUGCUGGAUACCUGCCAGGUGGCAAGGACACCUGUAUGGGUGACUCAGGAGGCCCGCUGAUCUGCAACGGUAUGUGGCAAGGGAUCACGUCCUGGGGCCACACUCCGUGUGGUAGCGCUAAUAAGCCGUCCAUCUACACCAAACUGAUUUUCUAUCUGGAUUGGAUCAAUGACACCAUUACUGAAAACCCCUGAAUGCCCCCGUCCUGUCCCAUGCCCACAGUAAAAUCAAAUAUGCAACACA